This is a messenger RNA of Saccostrea echinata, 3197 nucleotides long. RefSeq names its product transmembrane protein 181-like. The record is from RefSeq and is a predicted model, not a curated record. Lineage: Eukaryota; Metazoa; Mollusca; Bivalvia; Ostreida; Ostreidae. Gene Ontology annotation, molecular function: toxic substance binding. The transcript has 14 exons. The coding region runs from base 95 to 1570 and encodes 491 amino acids.
AAACCCUGUAGCAGAUGCCACUUCCGAGACAAAAUCCAAACAAAUGACAACAAUAUAGAUAUUGACUUACUUGAAGAGGGGGUAAUCUGCCAACAUGGCAAAAGAAAUCGAAUUUUCAGUACAGAUGAGACUGUAUGCCCUCAGCAAGAGACAGUUUGUGAUGGUUUAUAUCAUCUUUUUUGUGUGCUUUGGCAUCAGUGUUUUAGUUGGAGUAACAGGCCCUCCAAUAAUUGAGACUGUAUCCCAAAAUUCGUCUGCUUUACCAAACUCCAGUGGCAUCAAUAAAAAGACCGGACCAUUUGUUUUGAAGUCACCCCCGAUGUCCACAUUUCAUCAGCAGCUGUGGUUAAUUGCAGAUAUAAGAACUGAUAGUAAAGGAGGCUCCCGUUUUGAGCAGCCAUUCACGGUCAGUGUUCAGAUAAGGGGACUUAAAUCUGACGAGGAACUACUGUCCUCAACCAAAAACCCAGAACUCAACACUCAUACUCACAACAGGUCCAGAGUGUUACGGUGUUCUAAUAAAUGUGAUGAUCUGAUAUUGCUGCACCUGGGAUACCUAGAUUUUUACCGUUAUAUUAUCACCGUCGAGUUUUAUGGGCUAGAGAACACCAAGUUUCACUUCAGUGACAUUAUAUUUCAUUUUAAGAGUUACAACACUUCCUUCACUAACACAGAGAUCUGGAUAAGAUUUGUUUUUCUGUUCCUGACUUUCAUUGUCACAUGUGUGUAUGCUCAUUCACUGAGGAAAUUUUCCAUGCGUGACUGGUCAUUUGAACAGAGGUGGAUAACAUUGCUGUUACCUUUACUACUGUUAUACAAUGAUCCCUUAUUUCCCCUGACAUUCCUCGUUAACAGCUGGGUGCCAGGGAUGUUUGAUGCCAUCUUCCAGGCCUCCUUCCUUUGUGCCCUGUUACUGUUCUGGUUGUGUAUAUAUCAUGGAGUCAGACAGACUGACAGGAGAUUUUGUAAGUUUUAUUUGCCAAAAUUACUAGUGGUGGGGUUGAUAUGGAUAUCAGCUGUGACGAUAGCUUCAUGGCAGGAGUAUAAUGAAAUCCAGGAUCCCACAUAUUUCUACAGGCUGGACACAACAAAUUUUACGGGUUUUAAGAUAUUCUUCUUUGUUGUGGGAGGCCUGUAUCUGUUGUAUUUGCUCUAUCUUCUGGUCAGGGCUUAUGCUGAGCUGCGCUCCAUGCCAUACUUUGAUCUGAGGUUAAAGUUCAUGACCUUCCUCAUGCUUAUCGUCCUGUCCAUCAGUAUUGCGAUCACUGCCAUGAAGUUUGGUGCUGCCGCCCUACAAGAUAAUUUUGUGGCAGAGAUUUCUACAAACUACGAGAAUUCCAUAGAGUUUGUCUCCUUCUAUGGCCUUCUGAACUUCUACAUGUAUACUAUGGCAUUUGUGUACUCUCCCUCUAAAAAUGCACAGUAUGAAACAAAUUUUAAAGACAAUCCAGCAUUAUCCAUGUUGAAUGAUUCUGAUGAAGAAGUGCAUUAUGGAUCUGAUGCAGAGGAAAUCAGUUUGACGACCAGGAGGGGAAAUCGUUAUCAGGAUGAAGAGGAAACUUUCCAUUGAUGUCAAACAAAAAGUAGAGCAUAGACAGUGGAGCUAUGUCAGAUGUCAGAUAUAGGGAAAUGCAGUGUGGUGUGAAACGUUGUAAAUGUAGGAUACAUAUGGGAACUCUUGUGUAGAAGAAGGUGUGAAAAUGGAUAUUCUCAGGACCAAAAAAUAUCAAACAAAGCUUCACAUUCAAGUUCACAACAUGCAGGUUCAUUUACAGAAAUUGUUAAGUACUAGUAUAAAAGUAAUGAUUAAUAUCAAAGAAAAGAUUUUUUAAUCGUGGGGAUCGUGUUAUAAAUUGAUUUUUUUUGCUGUGAGAAACAAAUGCCAAUCUUUAAAGUGCUUGAUAUCCAUAAGUUAACAUGUAACAAGUAAUUGUAGUUAAAAAUGCAUUAAAUUAUUAUCAAUAUAUUUGAUUAAUGGCUUUGAAUUUGCAAGUUAUGAAGUGAAAGUGGGUUGAUAUUUCAUGUAAUAUGAGAAACAUUGACGGCCUAUGUGUAUGAAACUGAUUGUCAGAUCAUAUUGCAGGUCUGUUGUAUUUAAAAUCAUGGUUAAUUAUAUACUUUUAACAAAGGUGUUUUAGCUAGUUACUGUGAUAUUCUGCAUAUGGGAAGACUUAAGAAUGUUAAAUGAUUUACUGGUCACUAAUGUUUGGGGUUAUUAAUCUAUGUUUUAAUCCUUGGGUCUCUUUAUGAACUCUUUUUGUACAGGGGUAUAUAUAUGAACUACUUAAUUUUUGUCAUUGAAUUCUCGUUCAUUGUAAAUUUUUUGUUUAAGAUUUGGAUGAAGGGUGUUCCAUGGAGUAAAUGUACUUAUUUUCACAAUAUCAAGACUGUGAUGUGAAAAAAAAUUAUAUUUAUCAAUAAGCAAUGUAUUUUUUCUGAAACAGUCUUGACAUUGAGAAUAAAACAGUAAACAUGGAAACUAUUUACACUAGAUAUAUGUGAUAAGAAACAUUUUGUGAAAAUAUUCCUCCACCUUCCAACACAUCUAAGCAUUUUCUUUAGUUUUAACAGUACAUUGUAUAUAAUCCAUGUGUCAAGGCAAUAACCCCCGUGCAUAAUUUUCUCUAUACUUCUAAUUCGUGUAAUUAAAAAACACACAUUUGAUCAGCACUCAUAAAUAUCCACAUUUAAUUUGCAUAAUUAACAACACACAUAAAUCUCCACAUUUACAGCUUACAGACCUUAUCAAUAUAUUUCACAUAUUUUUAUACUGCCAUUGACAAGUUUUUUUUUUUAAAGUUCAGUGUGGAUGCAAUGAAUAAAAAUCUGUAAAGUAUUGAUCUUGAAAAAGUGACCUGAUCUUUGAAAUCCAGGAAUUAUUUGAUAAUUUUAUACCUAAGAAUGGUAUGGUGACACAGUGCUGUGGAUUAAAAUAUAUUAAUCAUCAAGACUACUCUAGAAUCUUAUAAAGACUAAGUGUGUCAUUAUAGAUAUGUGAUAUAAUUUAUUUAAUAAUUGAAUUUUAUUUCUUAUUUAAUAUCAUAUUUAUUUCAUAGAUUAAUAACCAAAAUAUUAUAUCUAUGACAUACACUUACUGUUCAUUGACAUAAUUAUUCUCUUGAUAGAGACUGAAUGUGUUUAUUUCACUUCAGUUGCUGAUGAAUGUUUUCUUUGUUUUUCAAAUGAAUUAAUUGGCA